CAAUCUGACCAAUUGGUAUUCAACAAGAUGAAAAACUCACCUAUACUCCAUCCUCAUCAUCUUUUCAUCUUCAUUUUCCUCUGUUCUUUAACAUUAAUCAAAGUCUCCGGAAACUCAACUUUGGAACAGUUAUUUAAACUCAGUAACUCCAAAGCAAAUCUCUCUAUAACAACAAGCAAAGAAUUUUCUCCCAAGAGACCAAACUGCAGCACCAAACAUGUCGUUACAGCCGUUGCUGUUGCUUCAUUAUCGUCUUUAACCAUCCUAAUUCUUCUGGGCUGCACUAUUUUCUUCAGAAGGCGCAGAACUAUUCAAUCAGAUGAAGAGCAAAAAGUUUUAUAUUGUCGUCGUUUCACUCUCAAUGAAAUAAGAACCGCCACGAACAACUUCGAUACGGACCUUAAAAUCGGCGACGGCGGGUUCGGAAGAGUUUACAAGGGCUUCAUCGACGGCAAAGAAAGCCCCGUCGCCGUCAAAGUCUUGAAGUCAACGUCUAGGCAAGGGUUCCGCGAGUUCUGGACUGAAGUCGAAACGCUUUCGAAGCUCCGAAACCCUAAUCUCAUCCCUCUGAUCGGCUACUGCAACGAUCAACGGUUCAUGAUCAUCGUCUAUGAUUAUAUGGCGCACGGAACGGUCUGUGAUCAUCUGUACGGUACGAAUAAUCCGCCUCUGACGUGGAAGCAGAGAUUAGAGAUCUGCAUUGGAGCUGCUCGUGGAUUGGUUUACCUUCAUGCAGGCGCGGAGCAUGGGAUGAUAAUCCACCGCGAUGUGAAGACGAGCAACAUUCUGUUGGACGAGAAUUGGGUCGCCAAGGUGUCGGACUUUGGGCUUUCGAGAUUGGGCCCGGCGAGCCCAUCGAGAAGCCACGUCAGCACGGAUGUGAAGGGCACUUUUGGGUACUUGGAUCCGGAAUACUUCUGGACCAAGCAGCUCACCUCCAAGUCUGAUGUUUAUGGGUUUGGAGUGGUGAUGUUCGAGGUGUUGUGUGGUAGGCCCGCCGUGGAUAUGGGCCUGGAGGAGGAGCAACAGAGUUUGGUCCAAUGGGCUCGGUUUAAUGUGAAGAAAGGGACGCUUGAUCAGAUCAUAGAUGAGAAUCUGAGGGGUCAGAUUGCGCCAGAGAGUUUGAAGGUGUAUGGAAAAGUAGCGGAUCGGUGCUCGAGAAGUGAUAGAAAGCGACGGCCCAAGAUGGAUGAUGUGUUGAAGGCCCUUGAGUUUAUACUGAGGUUGCAGGAAGGUGCUGAUGCAGCCGCGGAGGAGGGGAUAGAAAUUGGUGUGGAAAAUAAGAGUGAUGAGAACAUUUCAUGUUGGAGAGGUGGAGAUCAAGUGCUUUUGAGAUCACAGUACAAAAAUGUCGUGUUGCAUUCUUGUCCAACGAUAUUAUGGCCAAAAAGUAAUUCUCAAAGAAUGCUUUUGAGAUUCUUUAGCGAUAAGGUGGGGCUAAAAUGGGCAACCCAAUCUACGUCCCGAGCUCUUAGAGCUUUAUGUUUCACGUGUUCGUGUACACUAAAGAACCGUGAUGGUGAGGGUCUAAAUUAAAAUGAAAAUUAUCCACGGCCAUAAUGUUCCCUCAUUUCUAUGAAUGUAUAAAAUAUUCUUACCAAUGAAAAAUUUACUCAUCUUUCUUUCUUUU
Molecule: messenger RNA, 1630 nt
Organism: Morus notabilis
Lineage: Eukaryota; Viridiplantae; Streptophyta; Magnoliopsida; Rosales; Moraceae
Product: receptor-like protein kinase FERONIA
Exons: 1
Coding region: 28-1536 (502 amino acids)
Biological process (GO): protein autophosphorylation
Cellular component (GO): plasmodesma; plasma membrane
Molecular function (GO): transmembrane receptor protein tyrosine kinase activity; ATP binding
Source: RefSeq, a predicted model, not a curated record